Urocitellus parryii (Arctic ground squirrel) is the source of this 2733-nucleotide messenger RNA. RefSeq names its product toll-like receptor 12. Gene Ontology annotation, biological process: toll-like receptor signaling pathway; inflammatory response. Gene Ontology annotation, cellular component: plasma membrane. The record is from RefSeq and is a predicted model, not a curated record. Gene Ontology annotation, molecular function: protein binding; signaling receptor activity. Lineage: Eukaryota; Metazoa; Chordata; Mammalia; Rodentia; Sciuridae.
AUGGCUGGGCACUURCUGCUACACAGUCUGCUCCUGUCACUUCCUUUGAUUGCUGGCUGGACUGCUUCCAAUUGCCUAGUGACGGAAGGCUCCUGGCUGCCCCUGGUCUCCCGCUUCUUCCUGAACUGCCCCUUGAAUUCCAGACUGCCCUUCCUUGCUAUAUGCACCAAGGUGACCAACCUGACACAGGCCUUGGAAGCUGUGCCUCAGAGGGUGGAGGGGCUCUGUCUUGCUGGUUCCAUUUCUGUUCUGCCCCAGGAUGCCUUCUCCAACUACCCUGGACUCAAGGUUCUGGGGUUGAAUUUGCGUCUUACCCGACUCCUGCCAGGAGCUCUCCGAGGCCUGGGUCAGCUGCAGGAGCUCUCUUUUAUGGCUCCUCAGUCUAAGAACUACCUCUUCCUACACCCCAAUGCCCUUGAUGACCUGAGAUCCCUCCAAAAACUCAAUUUCUUGGGCCCCUGUCUGGACAGGAACUCAAGUAUCCAAUUGCCUACCAGUCUACGUCAGCUGGCCGUUAGGUUCAGUUGCCUUCAGGAUGUGGGGGAACUGGAUGACAUCUUCCCAGAUCUGGCUCAUACUCCCUUCUCUGGGGAUGCCCGGACCCUGGAUGUAUUGGAUCUAUCAUUCAACUGGCAGCUGAAGAUGGCCAGUCCUGGGGCCCUCCAGGGCCUCAGGCUGGGGACUUUGCAUCUGGACCACACAAAGAUGGAUGCAGCUGCAGUGUUGAGUCUGGGACUGCAGAAGCUCAAGAGUCUGUCGGUGUUCUUCACUGUCACGGCUGAGCUGCCUGCUGAGACGGUGGCUCACUUUGAGCUGCAGGAACUGCAGGUGGGAAACAAACAGAUAGGGCACAUAACUCUGGAAGCCCUGGCUUCCUGCCACAGCUUGCAGAGUUUAGUUCUUCAGAACGGUGGCCUAACUGAUCUGCCACCAAAUUUCCUGACUGCCAUGCCCAGGCUUCAGAGAUUGAACCUGGCUGGAAACCAACUGCAGAGGGUCAGGCUGUGCAUGAAUGAGACAGGAUUUGUGUCAGGACUGUGGACCCUGAAUCUGUCUGACAAUAGGCUGCUCGCCUUGUCCCCAGCCACCUUCUCUUGUUUGUCCCACCUGCGGGAGCUGCUACUUCAGAGAAACCAGCUGGUGAGCUUGGAGGGCGAGGUAUUCCAGGACCUAUGGAAGCUGGAGAUCUUGGACUUGAGUACAAAUCCAUUGGUAAACCUGGGUGGGGGCUGGCUGGCUCCUCUGCCUUCACUGACCACUCUAAACCUUCUCAACACCCACAUAUUGUUUAGGCCAACCUGGGGCUUCUGGGGCCCAGAGAGUUUGCACCACUUGAGACUGCAGCUCCCCUCUGCCCCUGCUGGGGUAGCAUUAUCCCUGCCUGAAAGGCUGACCAGCUUGGAGCUUCAGGCAGUCCCAGGCAUGAAGCACCGGAAGCUGUUUCCUAAUGUCUUUCCAAUCUUAGAGACUCUGACUUUAGAUGGCUGGGGACUGCACCUGRAGACCCAGAACAUCUCGGAAAUCUUCCCGGCCCUUCGUCAACUCACCCUUCUUGGCAGUAGCCUGGAGGCCCUCUGCUCUCAGGACACCUCCAGCUUCUUCCUCUGGCAGCUUCCCGGGCUCCAGUCCCUGAAGGUACGCGGAGAUGGGCACAGCCCCAGGCCCUGCUGCAUUACAGGGCUGCCCAACCUCCUGGAGCUGAAGCUGGAUGCCUUGAAGUACAGAGCUCGGCCCCGCCCAGUGCAGCUCCAGGAGCUGGUGGGUGAGCUGCCACGGCUCCGCGUGCUGCAGCUGGCCAGAACAGGGUUGGAGACACUAUCUGCUGCCGCUUUCCAGGGCUUAGGCAGUCUCCAGGUCUUAGUGCUGGACUGGGAGAAAGGCCUUGUGCUGGAUGGUAGUCUACAGGAGCGGAGUCCUCAGAUGCCCCAAUAUGUGUACAUUCUGACUUCGUCCUUGGCCUGCCGGUGUGCCAAUGCAUGGCUGGAGCCCUGGUUUGAACGGUCCCCCAGAACAUACAUGUGGGUACAACCACCACAGCUGUGCCCGGCAGAAUCAGGGGGCCCCUCCAAGAAUCCUCUUUUCCCCUUUCUCUUGAACCACUGCCAGGAGACCUUGGAGUUGGAACUCUUUUGGGGCAGCUUCGCCUUGCUGCUGCUUCUGAUCUCCUUGCCCCUUCUACAGGAAGCCAGGAACUCCUGGGUCCUCUAUGUCCAGGCCUUGUUCAGGGCUUGGUUCCAGGGCCUGAGGGGUCAGAAGAAUGAGGGCAAGAAUUUCCUCUAUGAUGUGUUCGUGUCUCACUGUAGGCAAGAUCAGGGCUGGGUGGUGCAGGAGCUGCUGCCUGCCCUGGAGGGCUGCCCUCCGGCKGGCCAGGGCCUGCGUCUUUGCCUCCCUGAGCGAGAUUUUGAGCCAGGAAAGGAUGUGGUGGACAAUGUGGCAGACAGCAUGGCCAGCAGCCGAAUCACACUCUGUGUGCUGAGUCACCGGGCCCUACAUACACCUCGCUGCCGUCUGGAGCUGCGCCUGGCCACUUCACUCCUGUUGGCUGCCCCUCACCCCCCAGUGCUGCUGUUGAUCUUCCUGGAGCCCGUCUCCCGCCACCAGCUGCCCCGCUACCAUAGACUGGCCCGGCUGCUCCGCCGAGGAGACUAUUGCGUAUGGCCCAAAGAAGAUGAAGGAAAGGACAGCUUCUGGGCUUGGUUGAGGGGCAGGCUGGGGCAGCCCCGGUGCAGGUAG